AUGGCGUCGACCUACGAUGUCGGCACCAAAGCUUGGCAGCCUGAUGCUGCUGAGGGCUGGGUCGCCUCCGAGCUCGUGAGCAAGACUGAGGAUGGUCCAAAGGUCAAACUGGAAUUCAAAUUGGAAAAUGGCGAGACAAAAAUUAUCGAAGUCUCGGCCGAGGGUCUCCAAACAGGCACAGACCCAGCCUUGCCCCCUUUGAUGAACCCGACGAUGCUUGAAGCUAGCGAUGAUCUGACAAAUCUUUCGCAUCUCAAUGAACCCGCUGUUUUACAAGCCAUCCGGCUACGGUAUCUACAGAAGGAAAUUUAUACCUACAGUGGCAUUGUUCUCAUUGCAACCAAUCCAUUUGCCCGCGUAGACUCACUCUAUGUUCCUGGCAUGGUGCAAGUCUAUGCCGGCCGGCACCGUGCAACCCAAGCACCGCAUCUCUUUGCCAUCGCUGAAGAGGCCUUUGCGGAUAUGGUUCGUGACAACAAAAAUCAAACGGUCGUUGUGUCCGGCGAAUCGGGUGCCGGAAAGACUGUCAGUGCCAAGUACAUCAUGCGCUACUUUGCAACACGAGAGGCGCCAGAUAAUCCAGGUGCUCGUUCGAAACGCGGUGCCGAGUCUAUGAGCGAGACUGAGGAACAGAUUCUUGCGACGAAUCCCAUCAUGGAAGCAUUCGGCAACGCUAAGACGACUCGUAACGACAACUCCUCCCGUUUCGGAAAGUACAUCGAGAUCAUGUUCGAUGACAAGACAAAUAUCAUCGGUGCAAAGAUUCGAACAUAUCUUCUGGAGCGUUCCCGUCUGGUCUUCCAGCCGUCGAAGGAGAGAAAUUAUCACAUCUUCUAUCAGCUUGUCGCAGGUGCCUCCGAUCAGCAACGCCAAGAGCUCAAUAUCCUGCCUAUUGACAAGUUCGAUUAUUUAAAUCAGGGCGACUGCCCUACAAUCGAUGGCGUUGAUGACAAGGCUGAAUUCGACGCGACGAAAAAGAGCCUGCAGACUAUUGGCGUCGCAAAGGAGCAACAAGCUGAUAUCUUCCGGCUUCUAGCAGGCCUACUCCACCUCGGAAAUGUCAAGAUUACUGCCUCCCGCAACGACAGUGUACUCGCUCCGACAGAACCGUCUCUAGAGCUGGCUUGCAGGAUCCUUGGCAUUGAUGCAACUGAAUUUGCCAAGUGGAUCGUGAAAAAGCAACUUAUCACACGAGGCGAGAAAAUCACUUCCAACUUGUCGCAAGCCCAGGCAGUCGUUGUCCGCGAUUCCGUCGCCAAGUUCAUCUAUUCCAGUUUGUUUGACUGGUUAGUCAACAUCAUUAAUUACAGCUUAGCUACUUCUGAAGUGAUUGACCGCGUCAAAAACUUCAUUGGUGUCUUGGAUAUCUACGGCUUUGAGCAUUUUGCCAAAAACUCCUUUGAACAGUUCUGCAUCAACUACGCCAACGAAAAGCUUCAGCAGGAGUUCAACCAACAUGUUUUCAAACUUGAGCAAGAAGAAUAUCUGAAGGAGCAAAUAGACUGGACCUUCAUUGACUUCUCCGACAACCAACCUUGCAUCGAUUUAAUCGAAGGCAAGAUGGGUGUCCUCUCUUUACUUGAUGAAGAGUCGAGGCUCCCGAUGGGUAGCGACGAUAGUUUUGUCAACAAGCUGUACCAAAAUUUCAGCACUGACAAGCAGCAUCGAUUCUUCAAGAAGCCUAGGUUCGGCAAAACCGCAUUCACGGUUUGCCACUACGCUGUUGAAGUCACUUACGAAUCUGAAGGCUUCAUCGAAAAGAACCGAGACACCGUUCCGGACGAGCACAUGACGGUUCUCCGAGCUACCAGCAACCCCUUUUUGAAGGAAGUUUUGGACGCUGCUUCCGCUGUCCGUGAGAAGGACGUCGCUUCAGCGUCAUCCAAUGCUGUGAAACCAGCUGGUGGGCGCAAAAUCGGUGUUGCCGUCAAUCGAAAGCCUACACUCGGCGGUAUCUUUCGCUCCUCGUUGAUCGAACUCAUGAACACAAUCAACAACACCGACGUUCAUUACAUCAGAUGCAUAAAGCCAAACGAGGCCAAAGAAGCCUGGAAAUUUGAGGGUCCUAUGGUUCUUAGCCAACUGCGUGCCUGUGGUGUGCUUGAAACCGUUCGAAUCAGCUGCGCGGGGUAUCCCACACGAUGGACAUUCGAAGAAUUUGCUCUGCGCUACUACAUGCUCGUUCCCUCCAAUCAAUGGACUGCUGAGAUCCGCCAGAUGGCAAAUUCAAUCCUGACAAAGGCACUCGGUACUUCCACCGGCAAAGGAGUCGACAAGUACCAGCUGGGUUUGACAAAGAUCUUCUUCCGUGCCGGUAUGCUCGCAUUCCUCGAAGGUCUUCGCACCAACCGCUUGAACGAAUGCGCUGUGAUGAUCCAGAAGAAUCUCAAGGCAAAGUACUACCGCCGCCGCUUUUUGGAAGCACGGGAUGCUGUCAUCCACACACAAGCCGCCGCCCGGGCUUAUAUCGCACGGCGUAAAGCUCAAGAACUUCGCACUAUCAGGGCAGCGACAACCAUCCAGCGAGUAUGGCGUGGUCAGAAACAGCGCAAGUCGUUCUUGCGUAUUAGAAACGACAUGGUUCUGUUCGAGUCCGUCGCGAAGGGUUUUCUCCGCCGCAAGGCGAUCAUGGAAGCUCGUGUUGGCAAUGCUGCCCUCGUCAUUCAGAGAGCUUGGAGGUCGCGUCAGCAGAAGCGAUCUUGGAGACAAUAUCGCAGAAAGGUUGUCCUGGUCCAAAAUCUCUGGCGUGGCAAGUGUGCUCGCCGUGAGUACAAGAAGGUCAGGGAAGAGGCUCGGGAUCUCAAGCAAAUUUCGUACAAACUUGAAAAUAAGGUUGUCGAACUUACCCAGUCACUGGGUUCUAUGAAGGAGAAGAAUAAGGGCCUUGUUUCGCAAGUUGAGAGUUACGAGGCGCAAAUCAAGUCGUGGAAAAAUCGCCACAAUGCUCUUGAGGCUCGAACUAAGGAGCUGCAAACUGAAGCUAAUCAAGCCGGCAUCGCUGUAGCUCGCCUUGAGGCUAUGGAGGACGAGAUGAAGAAGCUCCAGCAGGCAUUUGACGAAUCCACUGCCAACAUCAAACGAAUGCAGGAAGAGGAGCGGGAACUUCGUGAGUCGCUUCGUGUUGCCAACUCGGAGCUAGAGUCUGCCAAACAAGUAAGCAGCGAAAGGGACAAGGACAAUUCCAGCCUGAAGCAAGAGCUCGAGUCUCUACGAGAUGCCUUGGAAGUCGCCAAGAGAAAUGCGCCUGUUAAUGGCGAAUUGACGAAUGGGACAGCUCCGGUCCAGUCAGUGGCGACUGGCCUCAUCAACUUGGUUUCUUCCAAAAAGCCCAAGCGUCGCAGUGCAGGAGCCGAAACUCGCGAUGUCGAUCGCUUCAGCGGCGCUUACAACCCCCGCCCUGUCUCAAUGGCAGUCACAAGCACCGCUCACAGACAGAACCUCUCCGGGACAACGUUCAUCCCAGGUGUUGAUAAUAUCGAAAUGGAAUUGGAGACUCUUCUUGCUGACGAGGACGGCCUGAACGAGGAAGUCACCAUGGGCUUGAUUCGUAAUCUCAAGAUCCCCUCGCCAAACAGCAACCCACCGCCUUCUGAUAAGGAGGUUCUCUUCCCGUCUUAUUUGAUCAACUUGGUCACUUCCGAGAUGUGGAACAAUGGAUUUGUCAAAGAAUCUGAACGAUUUCUUGCCAAUGUCAUGCAGUCUAUUCAGCAGGAAGUCAUGCAGCACGACGGCGAUGAUGCUAUCAGCCCUGGCGCGUUCUGGCUCUCAAACGUCCAUGAAAUGUUGUCCUUCGUUUUCUUGGCAGAGGACUGGUACGAGACGCAGAAGACAGAUAACUACGAAUACGAUCGCCUCCUGGAGAUUGUUAAGCACGACCUUGAAAGCCUCGAGUUCAACAUUUACCAUACUUGGAUGAAGGUUCUCAAGAAGAAGCUUCAUAAGAUGAUCAUUCCUGCGAUUAUUGAAUCGCAGUCUCUGCCAGGCUUCAUCACGAGCGAGAGCAAUCGUUUCCUGGGUAAACUGCUGCAAUCAAACUCUCAGCCAGCGUAUAGCAUGGAUAACCUCUUGAGCUUGCUCAAUAGUGUCUUCCGCGCCAUGAAAGCCUAUUACCUGGAAGACUCUAUUAUUACGCAGACCGUCACAGAGCUUUUACGUCUUGUCGGCGUCACUGCUUUCAAUGAUUUGUUGAUGAGACGCAACUUCCUGUCCUGGAAGCGCGGGUUACAGAUCAACUACAACAUCACCCGUAUCGAAGAGUGGUGCAAGAGCCAUGACAUGCCUGAAGGCACUUUGCAGCUGGAACAUUUAAUGCAAGCGACCAAGCUGCUGCAGCUGAAGAAGGCUACAUUGAAUGAUAUUGAAAUUAUCCAAGACAUCUGUUGGAUGUUAUCACCCAACCAGAUCCAGAAACUACUGAAUCAGUAUUUGGUUGCUGAUUAUGAGCAGCCUAUUAAUGGCGAGAUCAUGAAAGCUGUUGCAUCUCGCGUGACCGAGAAGAGCGAUGUCCUCCUCCUCCAAGCUGUCGACAUGGAUGACAGUGGCCCAUACGAAAUUGCCGAACCUCGCGCCAUUACUGCCCUGGAAACCUAUACACCUUCCUGGCUACAAACCCCGCGCCUGAAGCGCCUGGCGGAGAUUGUGUCCGCACAGGCCAUUGCCCAACAGGAGAAGCUCGACUAUGGGGAAGGUGAGGAUUUCAAUCGACCUGCGAGCAUAGCCGAGGUUGAUGAGCUUGAUGCUGGGGACGAGCAAUGA
Cordyceps fumosorosea ARSEF 2679 is the source of this 4755-nucleotide messenger RNA. Its product is annotated as Myosin head, motor domain protein. Gene Ontology annotation, cellular component: actin cytoskeleton; cytoplasm; vesicle. The coding region runs from base 1 to 4755 and encodes 1584 amino acids. NCBI's taxonomy places the organism in Eukaryota, Fungi, Ascomycota, Sordariomycetes, Hypocreales, Cordycipitaceae. Gene Ontology annotation, molecular function: microfilament motor activity; ATP binding; actin filament binding. Gene Ontology annotation, biological process: vesicle transport along actin filament; actin filament organization. The transcript is spliced from 7 exons. The record is from RefSeq and is a predicted model, not a curated record.